AUGUCUAGAGUAUCAAGAGCUCAGUGUGCAAAUUGUACAUGUUCACCAGGUUUAUUAUCAAGAACUAAUAGAAAAUCAUCAUUAUUCGCUAAAAGAAUCAAUCUUAAUAGAAUUAACAGUGGUUCAAAAGAUGGUUUAAAUGCUUCUAGAAAAAACUCCAUUUUUACAUUGGAUGCAUCAUCAUUAUGUUUACCUGAAGCAAAAGAAGUUAAUACUUCAAAAAGAUUGGAAAGAUUAAGACAAGAAAUGGCUAAGAACGAUUUAGGAAUUUAUAUUGUACCAAGCGAAGACCAACAUCAAAGUGAAUAUGUUAGUGCUUUUGAUCAAAAAAGAAGUUUUAUUAGUGGAUUUAGUGGUAGUGCAGGAGUUGCUAUAGUAACAAGAGAUUUAAAUAAUAUUAAUGGAGAUGAUUUUACUCAAGGUACGGCUGCUUUAUCUACUGAUGGUAGAUAUUUCACUCAAGCAUUGGAUGAAUUAGAUUUUAAUUGGAUUUUAUUGAAACAAGGAGCAAAAGAUGAACCAAGUUGGGAAGAAUGGACUAUACAACAAGCAUCACAAUUAAGUUUGGAUAGUGGUAAAAAAGUAAGAAUUGGAAUUGAUCCAAAAUUGAUCACAUAUAAACAAUAUUUAAAAUUUAAUUCAUUAAUUGAAAAACAAUCAGUCAAAUCUCCAAAAGCUUCUAUUGAAUUUGUUCCUGUAGUUGAUAAUCUAGUGAAUAAAAUUUGGGAAGAAUUCGAGUCAUUACCUGCUUCAACGUUGGGAGAAAUUAAACAAUUGGAUAUAAGUUUUACUGGAAAAGAUUCUAAAACCAAAAUACAAGAGGUUAGAGAUAAAUUAUUUAAAGAUGAUGUUGAAGGUGUUGUUAUUACUUCAUUAGAUGAAAUUGCUUGGUUACUAAAUUUAAGAGGUUCUGAUAUACCUUCUAAUCCUGUAUUUUACAGUUUCAUAGUAUUGACAAAAACUCAGAUUAAACUUUUCGUUGGUAAAGACAGACUAUCUGAGCCUAUAAGGAAUGCUUUGGAAGAUAUCGGGAUAACUAUUGAUGAUUAUAAUCAAUUUUAUAAUUACUUGAACACUAUUUCUAAAGAAUUCAGUUUGAAAAACAAGAAAUUUUUUAUACCAAAUAAUUCGAAUUGGGAAGUUGUUAGAAAUUUAAAAUGUUCAUUUGAAGAAGGCUUAUCAACAGUUGAAUCAUUAAAAGCUAUUAAAAAUUCAACUGAAUUACAAGGUGCUAAAAUUGCUCAUUUAAAAGAUGGUAGAGCAUUAAUUAAAUUUUUUGCUUGGUUAGAAAAUGAAUUAAUAAAUAAUCAAGAAAUGAUUGAUGAAGUAACAGCGGAUGAAAAAUUAACUGAAUUUAGAAAGAAAGAAGAUAAUUUUGUUGGUUUAUCAUUUGAUACAAUAAGUGCUUCUGGUGCAAACGGAGCGAUAAUUCAUUAUAAACCUGUAAAAAGUUCUUCUUCAAUGAUAAAUCCUAAUAAGAUCUAUCUUAAUGAUUCAGGUUCUCAAUUUUUAGAAGGAACAACAGACACAACAAGAACCAUACAUUUUGGAAAACCUACCAAAGAAGAGAUUCGAAACUAUACGUUAGUAUUGAAAGGUAAUAUUGCUUUAUCUACUUUAAAAUUUCCAGAAGGUUCAACAGGUAAUUUGAUUGAUUCAAUAGCUAGACAAUUUUUAUGGAAAUAUGGAUUAGAUUAUGGUCAUGGUACAAGUCAUGGAGUAGGAGCAUAUUUGAAUGUUCAUGAAGGACCUAUUGGAAUUGGACCAAGACCUAAUGCAGCAAUAAAUCCAUUACAAGUUGGGAAUUUAAUAUCAAAUGAACCAGGUUUUUAUAAAGAAGAUGAUUAUGGAAUUAGAAUUGAAAAUGUAAUGUUUAUAAAAGAUUCUCAAUUAAAAUAUAAUGGGAAACAAUUCUUAGAAUUUGAAACUGUUACAAAAGUUCCAUUUUGUAAAAAAUUAAUUGAUGUAAGUUUAUUAACGAAUGAUGAAAUUAAAUGGAUAAAUGAAUAUCAUUCAAGUAUUUGGACUGAAUUAAGUAGUAGUUUUGAUAAAAAUAGUUAUACUUACAAGUGGUUAAGAAGAGAAACUGAACCUUUGAGUGUCUAG
Molecule: messenger RNA, 2106 nt
Organism: Lodderomyces pseudojiufengensis
Lineage: Eukaryota; Fungi; Ascomycota; Pichiomycetes; Serinales; Debaryomycetaceae
Product: aminopeptidase P
Exons: 1
Coding region: 1-2106 (701 amino acids)
Molecular function (GO): metalloaminopeptidase activity
Source: RefSeq, a predicted model, not a curated record